AUGGUCACCAAGGUCCCUCUGUCAGAGAACCCAAAGGGUAUCACGAUUUACGCAGUACUAUGGCCGCUCACGGGAGUCGCCGGAAUAUUCCUCGCCCUACGGAUAUACAGCAAAACCUUUCGACGAAGAGCACUAUGGUGGGAUGACUAUUUCAUCAUCUUCUCAUGGAUUAUGCUCUUGUUGAGUUGCUGUACUACUUCCACCAAUGUCCUCCUGGGCUUCGGUCUGCGGGCUCCCCAGAUCCCGCCAGAGAACUUUUCCGUCUUCUGGAUCAUUAGCAAUAUAUCCGGUUUUUCAUCAGUUAUCUCAGUGGCCUGCAGCAAAACCUCUUUUGCCAUUACACUGUUGCGGCUGUGUGGCCCGAACACCUGGAUGCGAUGGACCAUCUACGGGCUACUCGCCCUUCUCAACAUCACCCACUACUUGAGCGCCAUCUUCUUUUGGGUUUCGUGUGACCCCGUGGAGAAGACAUACCGCCCGGAGAUAGCGGGGGAAUGCUGGCCGGUCAAGUUUACCAUCAACUUUAGCAUUUUUGUCGGAUCAUGUUCGGCGUUUUGUGAUUUUGCGCUUGCCCUACUCCCCUGGAGACUUCUUUUGCGAUAUAAUAUGUACAACAGAGAGAAGAUUGGGGUCGCCAUUGCCAUGUCGAUGGGUAUCUUCGCCGGCAUCACUUGCAUUGUCAAAUUAACAACCGUAAAGGUUCUGGAGGAAGGCGAUUUUAGCUACAACUCCCUUCCACUCGUCCUCUGGGGCUUCAUCGAGCCUGCCUGCACCAUCAUGGCAGCCUCGAUCCCAAUGCUGAGGCAUUUGUUCAAAAACUUCCGCCACGCCAGCGAUCUUGAUGACAGCGCGAGGGAGCAUUCUCGCUCUCCCAGCCCAACAGGGGCCGCCGGAGAGGAGCACGCGUACGCUCGGAGGGAGCUGCGAGAAGAGCGAUUCCGACCAAGGCACCACCAUAUCGUCGAUCACGAGCAACAAAAAGCAGGAUAG
Podospora anserina S mat+ is the source of this 990-nucleotide messenger RNA. RefSeq lists its product as uncharacterized. The coding region runs from base 1 to 990 and encodes 329 amino acids. Lineage: Eukaryota; Fungi; Ascomycota; Sordariomycetes; Sordariales; Podosporaceae. The record is from RefSeq and is a predicted model, not a curated record. The transcript is spliced from 6 exons.